Messenger RNA from Bactrocera neohumeralis, 4111 nucleotides. It is a transcript of the gene mew, whose product is annotated as integrin alpha-PS1. Gene Ontology annotation, cellular component: integrin complex; external side of plasma membrane. Gene Ontology annotation, biological process: cell adhesion mediated by integrin; cell-cell adhesion; cell-matrix adhesion. The coding region runs from base 171 to 3674 and encodes 1167 amino acids. Gene Ontology annotation, molecular function: integrin binding. The transcript has 10 exons. The record is from RefSeq and is a predicted model, not a curated record. Lineage: Eukaryota; Metazoa; Arthropoda; Insecta; Diptera; Tephritidae.
GCGUGCAUCGCUAAAAAAGUUUUCCUCUAAAUUUAAAUGCAUGAAAAAGUGUCAAAACGCGUAUGAAACCACAAUAAAAUAUUAAAUAAAGUGCUGAAAGUGUUUUCGAAAAUAAAAUAGUGAAUUUUGUUUGUUUGUCAGUUUGUGAUAUUUAACAACAACAAUUCAAUAUGAGUGGUUAUUAUAUUAAGCAACCGCCACUCGCUUCCAGCCGCUCGACGCUGCCACAUCCACAUUAUAAAAGUGCCAAUAAUCUACAAACAGCAACAAAGUUUAAAUCUGCACCACUUCAUCGCUUUUCAUUAACAAGUUUAGUGCUGUUCUUUUGCUGCAUCUUUUCACACAUUCCACACAGCGACGCCUUCAACCUGGAGAAUCGUUUGCCAAUAGUCAAGUAUGGACCACAUGCGAACUCAUAUUUUGGCUAUUCCAUAGCAACACAUACGGUGGGCGAAUACAAUUGGCCGAAUAACACAAAAUGGCUAUUAGUUGGUGCUCCUUUAGAUAAAAACCUCCAGCCUGGUACGAAUCAAACCGGCGCGCUAUAUCGUUGUCCGAUUACGCAGACGUUCAACGACUGUGAACAGAUCAUAACCGAUGGACGAAGAUCAUACGAUAGCGACGAUAUUGAGGAGCUGCAGGAACCAUCGGACGAUGAGAUCAAGGAGGGUCAAUGGCUCGGCGUGACAGUGCGAUCGCAAGGACUCGGUGGCAGGGCACUCGUGUGCGCGCAUCGUUACGUCACCAAAAUGAUGGAGAAUCGCUAUGGCCAAGGGCUCUGCUAUGUAUUGACCAACGAAUUGACUUAUGAUGAAGUGUAUGAGCCGUGUAAAGGUCGCACCGUGGCGAGAGAACACGAAGACUACGGCUUUUGUCAGGUGGGCACUUCAGGCGCGCUGCUGGAUGACAACACCAUGGUGCUGGGCUCCCCAGGACCUUUCACAUGGCGCGGCACUGUGUUUGUUACGGAAAUUGGCGGGGAAUAUCUGGAGCGCGAUAAGACGAUGUACUAUGGUGAUCAUUUGGAAAAUACAUCACCGGUGGACAAAUACAGUUACUUGGGCAUGGCCGUCACUGGUGGACGUUACUUUGGCGAUCGUAUGUCUUACGCUGCUGGAGCGCCGCGUUCCAAUGGACACGGGCAAGUGGUGAUCUUUAACAAAGCCAAUACUAACCCCAUACCCGUUAAAAUGAUACUGGAGGGAGAACAAUUCGGUUCAAGCUUUGGCUAUGAACUGACCACUGCCGAUAUUAAUGGCGAUCAGAAACCGGAUCUCAUCAUUGCCGCUCCAUUCUAUUUUAAUAAAUCCGAAGGUGGCGCUGUUUAUAUAUAUCAAAACGAUAAAGAUAUGCUGCCAGAGCAACCGACGCUCAAGCUGACCGGCACUAUGGAAAGUCACUUUGGAUUAGCGCUCGCCAAUAUCGGUGAUAUUAACAAGGAUAGUUGUGAGGACUUGGCUGUGGGUGCACCUUACGAAGGUGAUGGUGUGGUAUAUAUCUAUUUGGGAUCACGUACUGGUUUGGUUAGCAAACCCGCGCAACGGAUACAAGCCUCAGAUCUCGGUUUAUUGCCGCAUCCGCUACAUACAUUCGGCAGUUCGAUAAGUGGUGGCACCGAUUUGGAUGGUAACUCUUACCCGGAUAUAGCUGUCGGCGCCUACAAUUCCUCGGCUGUGGUUAUGCUACUCUCACGACCGAUCAUCAAUAUAGAGACUACAGCGCGCAGCAAUGAAUUACGGAAUAUUGAUCCGGCAAAACCGGGCUGCUUACAUGAUGCCUCAACAAAUCUUACGUGUUUCACCUUUGAAGCCUGCUGUUCGAUUGAACCUUAUGAGCCGGCGUCGGCUAAUAAGGAUUUGCGCCUACUGUACACAGUCGAAGCGGAAACUUUUGGUGGGCAUAAGAAAUUCUCGCGUGUAUUUUUCGAUCGUGAAAUUAAGCAUAGCAAUGUGGUGAAACGUGAAGUUACCGUGCGUACCAAUGGACGCCAGACAUGUCAGCAAGUCACCGGUUAUAUCAAAGAGAAUACCAAAGAUAUACAGAGUCCGAUUAAGUUUCGUUUGAAUUAUACAAUUGUGGAGCCGCGGCUACCACGUUCCGGCUUGGAACUAUUGAAUCCAAUUUUGGAUCAAACACAGGCUUUCGCUGAAUUCGAAGGUACAUUCCAAAAGGAUUGCGGUGAUGAUGAUAUCUGUGAGAGUAAUCUAAUAUUAAACGCCGAAUUGGAUUUGAAUAUGGAGAAUGACAAUUAUGCUUUGAUAUUGGGCGAGAAGAAUGAGACGCGUGUCAAUGUGAACGUAUUGAAUAAGGCGGAUUCGGCUUAUGAGACACAAUUGUUUGUCGUGCAUCAAAAGAGCGUCUCAUACAUAGCCGCCUCACGUACGAACUCUGUAACCUGCAAUCGUUUCAACGACACGGUGGUUGCCUGUAGCCUUGGCAAUCCGAUGAAGCGCAAUACGGCUCUUUACGUCUCGCUGCGUUUCGAUCCCAGCGGUUUGGAGAAUGAUGAGCGUAAACUUACUUUUCACGUCUUUGUCAAUACGACGUCGCAACAUAUUGGCGAUGUGAAGCCCGAGAAAGAGUUAGAAGUGCGAGUGGUGAAACGUGUUACACUAACCCUGACUGGUUACGAUAAACCCGAGCAGAGCUUCUACAGUGGCGAGGUGAAGAAAGACAGCAAGGUCAUGCAGAUGGAGGAUAUUGGCUCGCCCGUAAUGCACACUUAUACGAUUUUUAAUGAAGGCCCCUGGAAGGCACCGAAGGUCCAGCUCACCAUCUACUGGCCACAUCAGCUGACAAGCGAAAAGAGUAAAAAGGACAAAUGGUUACUCUACCUGGAGGCUAUGCCAAUUGUGGAGAAUGCCGAACUUAGCGAAUGUACCGUGGGACCCGACCACAUUAAUCCACUCAAACUCACAUCGAAAACGAAAUCAAAUGAUCUACUUAACACACUGCAAAUGGCACCGGCAGCCUACAUGAUGCGUCCCACCGAUAAAACACAAUACUUUAGCCGUUACAGCACGUACAGUGAGAAGAGUGUCUAUAAGAAGCAAAAGCCCACACAACGGCCGGGUCCACAUGACGAGGACGAUGACGACGAAGAAGGACGGUAUUUGAAUCGUGUGCGCCGCAACACAUUCGAACGCAUCAUACGACCCGAACGUUUCAUGGACAACGGUGGUGAGCACACAAAUCGCAAACGUGACAUUGUCGAAUUGGAUUGUAACAAGGCGACAGCGACUUGCGUUAAAAUACAAUGUGAUAUUUACAAUAUUGAAGCGUUCACCGAGGCGUCCGUGCAUAUACGUGCGCGUCUGUGGAAUUCCACGCUUGUAUCGGAGUAUCCACGCGCCGAUUUGGUGCGUAUUAUGUCGCGAGCGACAGCUAAAAUACCGCUUGAGUUUUCAGUGGAGCACACGGAAGUGAAUUAUCUGGUGGAGACACGCGCCUAUCCCGAACUGCUCGAUCAACAGCGAGAGCAGCCGACAUCCAUAUGGGUUUACAUUGUAGCCAUAAUCUGUGGUCUGAUCGUCUUGGCUGUGGUCGUACUUAUUCUUUGGCAUAUCGGUUUCUUCAAGCGUCGACGACCCGAUCCAACGCUAAGCGGCAAUCUGGUGAAGAGCGAGGAGAAACCAUUCUUGAAUGACGCAACGAGUAAUGGUCGUGGCUUCUAACAAGAGGGGACAGUCGGGUGGGAUAUCGCACAGCGGGCGCCUCCUAAAGUACAACAAACAUGCUGUCUAACACUAAAGCAACGCGUCGAACCAGCUGUGAUCUUCAAUGCCGAAACUGCCAACAAUAACAAUAAUGCAUACUACAGCAACAAUAAUAACAAUAACACAAGCGGUUAUGGUGGUGCCUCGUAUAAACCAGCUUGGGCUGGUAAUGGCCAAACGGAUGUGGCAGUCAUCGAUUGGGGUUCGCAUUGGUAGUAGGUGUGUGUGUGUGCUUCGAAUUAGUGUUAUGCGUGACGUGGCAUGGUGUUAGUUGGGUGGCAAUGCGUUAUGUGUCGUCUUAUACAAUAUUAUUAUAUUAUAUAAUAUUUUCUAGGGUGGUAAAUGUCUGUGCCAUUUUACUUAAUUUAGGCAUACAAAUGUAUAAAUAAAUAAUA